AAAUCUCUAAAUUACAAAAACACACCCCUUCACUGUCACGGGGCAACCGAAGCAAAAAGAAGCUCAAAACAAAGCAAUAGAGUCAGACAAGGUUUAAGAAGGGUUUAAGGCGGCUACUGCUUCCCUUUCUCUGUAUUACUUGACUCUGUCUAUGAAUUUUAUUUUUUCUUCGGACGUUAUUUUCUCAAACCCAUUUUCUCUUUUCUCAAACCCAUUUUCUCUUCUCUCAAAAUCUGUUCAAAAAUCCCACUUCAUUUUCAGUUUCACCAUUUAUUUAAUAAUUUGAUGUCCAUCAUCGAAACCCCAUUAAUUUCUUCUAAUCUUUUAGACAAAUUCGAUCAUUUUGUUCCUUUUGAUAAUAGAAAUCCCUCAAUUCUUUACCAGAACCCUUCAAAGAUUUCCAUAGUUAUGUGGAGAAACAUAGCUAAACAUGCCAUGUCGAGAAGAACCCAUAGUUUUCAAUGCUUUGCUCGAACUUAUAGCUUUCUGGAUACUUCUCAGGAUUCCAUUUUUCAUGAGAAAUCAAAGUUUUGGGGUUUAAAGUUUGGAUCUUGUUGCUCAAACUCAAGGUUUCUUGGUAUGGGUGGUAGAAGAAUUGGUGAGGUUUUAACUAACUUGGAGUUUAUAGGGACGGGAAGUUUUGGGUUUCCGAGGAAUGAGAUUGGGUGCGGUAGUUUGUGCCCAAGAGGGUAUGUGAGUGUGGCAGAGGCAGUUUCAUCAACUGAUGUUGAAGAGGAUGUGCCUGUUGUUGAAGAAAUCAAAGAAUUGUUGGAUGAAAUGAAGAAAGAACAGAGGAGAGAGACUGGAAAUAGGCGUAGAAGGCGCCAAAUAAUAGAGAGAGGAAUGGGCGAAAGCAAGUAUCGGUUGUUGAGAAGAAGGCAAGUGAAGAUUGAGACAGAGGCAUGGGAACAAGCUGCAAAAGAGUAUAGGGAACUUUUGAUGGAUAUGUGUGAGCAUAAAUUGGCACCCAAUUUGCCUUAUAUCAAGUCUUUGUUUCUUGGUUGGUUUGAGCCUUUGCGUGAUGCUAUUAUUAAGGAGCAAGAGUUGUAUAGGUUAGGGAAACUUAGAGCAGGUUAUGCCGGUUACUUGGAUCAGUUGCCAGCUGAUAUGACGGCAGUUAUCACAAUGCAUAAGUUGAUGGGACUGCUGAUGACUGGAGGGGAACAUGGUUGUGCUCGAGUUGUACAGGCUGCUUGUCUGAUAGGUGAUGCCAUUGAGCAGGAGGUUAGAAUACACAAGUUCUUGGAGAAAACAAAGAAAAAUAAGGUUGACAAAAAGAACGAUGAUGAAAGAGAUAAGUUUAAUGCUGAGAUUAAGGAGCAAGAGAAGUUAAGGAAAAAAGUGACCGAUUUGAUAAAGAAACAAAAGCUACCAGCAGUGAGGCAAAUAGUGAAGGGGCAGGAUGACACGAAGCCCUGGGGCCAGGAUGCUAAGGCUAAGGUUGGAAGCCAUCUUAUUGAGUUAUUAAUGCAAACUGCUUAUAUACAGCCUCCAGCUGAUCAGUUAGCUGAUUGUCCCCCUGAUGUUCGGCCUGCAUUUGUGCAUUCUUUAAGAACUGUAGUAAAAGAAAACAAGAAAACUGGCAGAAGGUAUGGCGUUAUUGAAUGUGAUCCGCUAGUUCGCAAAGGCCUUGAGAGAACUGCAAGGCACAUGGUGAUUCCUUAUAUGCCAAUGUUGGUGCCCCCGGUCAAGUGGACAGGCUAUGACAGAGGAGCAUACCUGUUCUUACCUUCCUACAUUAUGCGCACACAUGGAGUUAAACAGCAACGUGAAGCUGUCAAGAGGACCUCUAGGAAGCAGUUAGAACCGGUCUUUGAGGCUCUGGAUACACUUGGAUGUACCAAAUGGAGGGUAAAUAAGCGGGUUCUUAAUGUUGUAGAUAGAAUAUGGACUAGUGGAGGCCAUCUUGCAGACCUGGUGGACCGUAAGGACGUUCCCUUACCAGAGAAGCCGGAUAGUGAGGAUGAAGCACUGCUGAGGAAAUGGAAGUGGAAAGUCAGAUCUGUAAAAAAGGAAAAUAGAGAGAGGCAUUCACUACGCUGUGACGUAGAGCUUAAACUUGCUGUAGCUCGGAAAAUUAAAGAUGAAGAAGGUUUUUAUUACCCUCAUAAUCUUGAUUUUCGAGGGCGUGCAUAUCCUAUGCACCCGUAUUUGAAUCAUCUUGGUUCAGAUCUUUGUCGGGGUAUUUUGGAGUUUGCAGAGGGUCGCCCUCUUGGAAAAUCAGGCUUACGCUGGCUGAAAAUACAUCUCGCAAAUCUGUAUGCUGGUGGGGUGGACAAAUUGUCUCAUGAGGGUCGAUUGGCUUUCACUGAGAAUCAUCUGGAUGAUAUAUUUGACUCUGCAGACAGACCACUUGAAGGAAAGCGCUGGUGGUUAAAAGCAGAAGAUCCUUUUCAGUGCUUAGCUGUGUGCAUUAAUCUCACUGAAGCUUUGAGAACCUCCUCUCCUGAGACAUUUGUUUCACAUACACCUGUGCAUCAGGAUGGUUCCUGCAAUGGUUUACAACACUAUGCUGCACUUGGAAGAGACAAGUUGGGAGCAGCUUCAGUCAAUCUGGUUGUAGGUGAGAAACCAGCAGACGUUUACUCAGGAAUAGCUGCUAGAGUACUUGAUAUCAUCCGGAGGGAUGCACAGAAAGAUCCUGCAGUUUUUCCAGAUGCAUUGCAUGCAAAAGUAUUAGUUAACCAGGUGGAUAGGAAACUGGUGAAGCAGACAGUGAUGACCUCAGUCUAUGGAGUAACUUACAUUGGUGCACGAGAUCAAAUCAAGAGGAGGUUGAAGGAACGUGGUGUACUUACAGAUGACAAAGAGAUCUUUGGUGCUUCUUGUUAUGCUGCUAAGACAACCUUAACUGCCUUAGGAGAGAUGUUUCAAGCUGCACGUGCUAUCAUGAAUUGGCUUGGUGAAUGUGCAAAGAUUAUUGCAUCUGAAAAUCAGCCAGUGAGGUGGACAACUCCACUUGGACUUCCUGUUGUACAACCAUACCGGGUAUUAGGAAGGCAUCUUAUAAAAACUUCUCUUCAGGUUUUAACACUGCAACGUGAAACCGAAAAGGUUAUGGUCAAGCGACAGAGGACAGCUUUCCCGCCAAAUUUUGUUCACUCUCUGGAUGGGUCUCAUAUGAUGAUGACUGCAGUUGCCUGUAAAAAGGCAGGCUUAACCUUUGCAGGAGUUCAUGAUUCAUAUUGGACGCAUGCAAGUGAUGUGGAUAAAAUGAACAGGAUACUAAGAGAAAAAUUUGUUAAACUGUAUGAAAUACCAAUACUGGAGAAUUUGUUGGAAAGCUUUCAGCAGUCUUUCCCUACAUUGUGUUUUCCUCCCUUACCUGAACGGGGAGAUUUUGAUCUAAGAGAUGUGUUAGAGUCACCUUAUUUCUUCAACUGAUUUGAUGUCUUGGGCUUCUCUUCAUCUGAGCUUAGAGCAAAGCUAAUGCUGCUUUGGAUGUCAUUGUGCUGCCUCUGGUCGUUCUCUCAACUUUUGAAUUUGCAAAAGAUGAAGAGCAAAACUAAUGCUUCUUUGGAUGUCGUUGUGCGACCUCUGGUCAUUCUCUCAGCUUCUGAAUGUGCAACCGGCAAAAGAACUGAUUCCUAUCAGAAAAAAAAAAUCCCGACAGGGAGUUUUUUUUCUUUUUAUAAUUGAGGGAAAGGAGAUUUAAAUUUUAUUCUUUAGGCAAGGAGAUCAUGCACUAACCAAUGAGUCAAAUGCUCGGGUGUUCUCAAUAGGGAGUUGGUGUUGUUCACUUUGUAUAUAUUGUGAAAGAUGUUCAUGGCAUGGAGAGCAUUGGCUACACUUGUACAGUUGACAUGUAAAUUGGUGCUGGUAGAACCUUCUUUUAUACGGAGUUAAUGUGCCAGCCUAGAAGUCUAGAAUCUUUAGAUAAAAUGUUGAGGAGUCAAAAUUCUGCAAUGCUUAUUGCAUUGCAGCUGACUAAUGAUUCAUUUAUAUCUCAAGUGAUAAAGUUACAUGAUGGAUUGGGACGGAUUCUUGGUUGUCUUGGAAUAGUUACUGAAAACGAGAGGUUCUAUUGUAGGCUGCUAAUCUUGAGUGUUGCUGCAGCAAACCUUUCUUACACCUGAACUGGAUCUGAUUAUAUAUAUUCUUUUCUGAUCAGUGUAAAGAAUGAGCAGUAAAUUUAUUCUUGUUUAUAGAAUA
Theobroma umbraticum is the source of this 4152-nucleotide messenger RNA. RefSeq names its product DNA-directed RNA polymerase 2, chloroplastic/mitochondrial-like. Gene Ontology annotation, cellular component: mitochondrial DNA-directed RNA polymerase complex. The record is from RefSeq and is a predicted model, not a curated record. Gene Ontology annotation, molecular function: DNA-directed RNA polymerase activity; DNA binding. Gene Ontology annotation, biological process: mitochondrial transcription. NCBI's taxonomy places the organism in Eukaryota, Viridiplantae, Streptophyta, Magnoliopsida, Malvales, Malvaceae.